Messenger RNA from Heteronotia binoei (common prickly gecko), 1703 nucleotides. RefSeq names its product NFKB inhibitor like 1 (gene NFKBIL1). Lineage: Eukaryota; Metazoa; Chordata; Lepidosauria; Squamata; Gekkonidae. The coding region runs from base 342 to 1406 and encodes 354 amino acids. The transcript is spliced from 5 exons. The record is from RefSeq and is a predicted model, not a curated record. Gene Ontology annotation, biological process: canonical NF-kappaB signal transduction; negative regulation of toll-like receptor signaling pathway. Gene Ontology annotation, molecular function: protein binding. Gene Ontology annotation, cellular component: nucleus.
AAGCGCUUUACAUACAAAACCUCAGUCAUCGUUGCAACGCCCCAGCUAAGUUGGGUACAAAAGUAAGGACGAGCGGGGGCUGUCUUUCUGUCCGUCCUAGGAAAUGAUUACCUUUCCGGUUCUGGCUCAGAUUUCCCACUCGAGGCCUAAAACAGUGAGCACCAAGUAUGGGCAAAAAAUUUGGAUCUGCUUUAGCUAGUUAAAUGAAGUCACAUCCGCCCUCAUUUCUGGGUGUUCUGUUUUCCAGUCCCCCUAUGAAAAUCUCAUCGGCGAACGUCGAUGUGUGCUGUUCUUCGUGGGGGCUUCAUAAGAGCUUGUCAAAAUCCAGCCUUUUGGACUAAAUGCCUGUCCUCAUGGCAUCGGGCUACCAGCAUCGCCUGUGGCGCUAUGUAGAUGUGGGUCGCCACCGCAAACUGCGCAGGCUGCUGAGGCGUCACAGGCAAGCAUUGGAUCUGAGUGAAGCCGUGGGGCACAAGAGCCGGACCCCCCUGCACCGAUCCUGUGCCCGGCAGGACUACAAAACUUCCCUCCUCUUGAUGAAGUAUGGAGCAGACCCCUUACUUCUGGAUCAGCGUGGAGACACGGCCCUACAUGUGGCUGCCCGGCAAGUUGUGCGCAAAGGAGGCACUGUGUACGAAGACCUCUUCGUUCCUUUGCGAAAUCAGUGCCCUGCUGCCAUGAGCAUCAGAAACAGAGACGGAAAGACGCCAGGGGACCUUUUGGGGCAAACAGAAGACAAAUGGUGCCCUCCAGAGAUGUUGGAAAACAGUGAUAUGGAAUGUGAAGCCGACAGGGAGUGGAAUCGCAAACUCCUUGGCGAAUUUGAAGACGAGUAUCAGGAGACCUGCUGGCGGUACGAAGAGGAUUUUUACACUACAUGUCCAGGCCCAGAGACCUAUGAGGACUGGGCUGAUCGCAUAGCCCACGAAUACAGCCAGAAACGGAGGCGAGCGGAGGAUGACCGCCACCAACGUAAGCCAAAAGCUGAGCCCCAGAAGUCUGCCCUGAAGCUGCAGCAACUUAUAGAAGAGGAGCGUCUGCUCUAUGAGAAGCGUGCCCGGGCCAAAGAAGAGGAACUGAAGGCAGCUAAAAGAGCACGUUAUGAAGAAGGCUGCAGCCAGGUCUUCACCACCGACAGUUCCCGUCUUCUGAGUUAUGCAGACAUUCCCUGGCCGUGCCCAAGAGGGACUGCUGAGGAAAUGGCCAUGGUGGCCCUCCACGGCACAGAUCCCUCAGACAGAGCGGCUUACCGGCGCUUCCUACGGCGCCAGCAAGCUCUGUGGCAUCCGGACAAGUUUGCUCAGCGCUGCAGUGCACGCUUAGCUGAGCGGGAUCGCCGCCGAAUCUUGGACAUGGUCACCGCGUUAUCCCAAGCUUUCAACAGGCUAGCUGAAGCAGCCAAAUGAUGUCCCUUUGUUGUGGGUUAAUAAUGUUUUGUCUCUGAAAAAUGUAGGGAGAAAUGGAUUGUUGGGGCAGGAAGAACUUUCUGAUGUUUGCUGUUAAAAAUGGCUUUUUCUGGGGGCUGCUUUUGGAUUGCCGAAGAAGCACUGAAAGAGGAAAUAGCAACAACUUGACAGGAUUAGGGGUUCACAAGAGGAUCUCUUCUGUGACAGCCAGUGCUAAGAAGAGGAAACAGUCAUGUGGGUUUUCCGGGGGAAGUUCUGGCUGAACUUGAAAUAAAGAUAGUAUUUAAAUAACGUUAA